Messenger RNA from Fusarium tjaetaba, 2334 nucleotides. Its product is annotated as homeobox 4. Gene Ontology annotation, biological process: regulation of DNA-templated transcription. The record is from RefSeq and is a predicted model, not a curated record. Gene Ontology annotation, molecular function: DNA binding. NCBI's taxonomy places the organism in Eukaryota, Fungi, Ascomycota, Sordariomycetes, Hypocreales, Nectriaceae. Bases 1 to 2334 code for a protein of 777 amino acids. The transcript is spliced from 3 exons.
AUGCCUGCUGAUCCCGAAGGGGGCAUGCUUGUACCCCAUUGCGAUGACGAUGAUUUAAGUAUCUGGUGCCGACAAAUUCUCAAUGAUGACCACUCUCAGUCCAUCAUCCCAGACGAGUUUCUCGUCGAUUCUCUGCCUGAUGACUUGCUGUCUUUUGACUUAUCAUGGACUACAACUCACGAGAGUCACCAUCCCUCCAGCCUCCCGGAUGUCUCUUCCCAGCCCCCGCAGUGUCAACGUGCCGCCGAAAUACGUUAUCCGGCCUACGAAAGUCUACCGCCCAAGAACGGAACUCGCUUUUCUAAAGAGACGCUCAAGAUUCUUAAAGACUGGCUUUCCUCUCACAACGAUCAUCCCUACCUUGACGACGAAGACAGGGAGAUGCUACAGCGUCAGACAGGCCUUAACAAAACCCAAAUCUCAAAUUGGCUCACCAAUGCUCGCCGUAGACGCAAGGUACAACGACCCAGGUCUACCUCACCUUAUGUCCGCAACACAUGGACUGGCCCUAUAGACAUUCCCCGGCGUCCCGACACACCUGCGUUCAAGAACAAUACAGACAGCAUGAAUCCCCUCGAGCGUUGGGUGGAUUCACCUCCAGAGAACGAACCCGCUUCGGUCACCGCUAUCGCUCGUGCUGUCGCCUCGAACUCACAUGCUUCCUCUGGACAGAACAGUCCACGCUCCUUGGCUUCCACCGAUGACGGAUCCAACCCUUCACUUUACAACGUCUCCUCGGCGAGCAGUGCUGGCACUUCGAGUGGUGCCUCCUUCGGUUCCAUGACAAGACAGCGUGGCCGCCGCCGAAGGAGACCUGUUGUUAAGCGCAAAGAGAAAGCCUACUCAGCCGUGGCCCUCAAGAAAUUCCAAUGUACAUUCUGCACAGAUACCUUUGGGACCAAGUAUGACUGGCAGAGGCAUGAGAAGUCUCUGCACCUCUCUCUGGAACGAUGGAUGUGUGCCCCUAAAGGUCCUCGGGUCCCGGAUCCCCAGAGUAACCAGAUCUGCUGUGCCUUCUGCGGCGAAGUUGAGCCUAGCGAUGAUCAUAUCGAAAGCCAUAACGUCUUGGCCUGCAUGGAGAGGAGGCCUGAAGACAGGACGUUUUAUCGCAAGGAUCACCUGAAUCAACACCUAAGGCUUAUGCAUAACGUCAAAUUCCUCGACUGGAGCAUGAAGUCCUGGAAGGUCACUGGUCCUGAUAUCCGAUCGCGCUGCGGGUUUUGCGGUAUCUCAAUGUCUAGUUGGUCCAUUCGAGUGGACCAUCUCGCGGAACACUUCAGGAAGGACGAUACGAUGGCUUCUUGGAGGGGAGAUUGGGGCUUCGACCCUCCAGUGCUCAAGAUGGUUGAAAAUUUCAUUCCUCCGUAUCUGAUCGAGAAUGACCGCCGCUCUCCGUUCCCUUAUAUCGCAACCGCCGCGAAAGCCGAGACGCCCGAGAGCUCGUAUGAGUUGAUGAAUCCGGAGGCUCGACGCCGGGAGUUGAAUGAGAUAGCACGGAAGCAUCCCUGCUCUGAAAUAGUUACAGGAAAAGCGGGAGCCUUCUUCUUGACCGAUGUCAACUGUUACCGACGCCUAAAUCGCGAGUUGACUCGCUGGGUCACUUCCAUCAUGUCGCUCAAUAAUCCGAACUGUCAUGUACCCACCGAUGCCGAGAUUCAGCAUCAGGCUCGGUGCAUAAUCUUCGAUGACGACGACCCAUGGAACCAGACUGCUGCUGACAACGCCGAGUGGCUGCUACGAUUCAAGCGUGAUGUUGGUAUCUUGCCUUCGGGGCCUGGCCUCCCGCUGGACAUCAAUUCCUGGAGCAUCAUCGACGGCGGCACAGGUUUCGCACCUCCAUUCGCCUUCCCCCACAAGAAGCUGCUGCACGCUACUUCAUCCUCACCGACCUCGUCCAGCGCAGCCACGACGUCUCACAGCUCCGACAAGGUUGAAAUAUUCGUCGGGAAUGACGAAGCGCCCUUCGAGACAAACCAGGCUUUGCUGGACGGAUAUAUCGAGACCUUUGCAUCGCGCUACGAUCGCCCCGCCACAGUGUUUUGCUCACGGGAGCUCGAAAACGGUCUCGUGGACUUUUGCCAGGCAGAGAUGGCACGUGGCGCUGGGUUCCCUUCUGACGAGGCCCUCAAGCUGCGCGGCCGCGAGAUUCUUGGCACAGAGAAGACAUCUGCAGAUGAUCCAAGUCUUCUUGAAAAGUUCAAGGCGUGGAUGUUCAGUCAAUGGCAACAGGAGCAGACCAUAUCCUUGGAUAUGCCACCUGAUCCUGACAUGGGCCUGACCACCGCGGAGAUAGAUAGCAUUCUUGCUGAUGUAAACUUUGAUAUGACGUUGUGA